AGGGAAUCCCUGGAGGUUAAAAGCUCACUGAGCUGGGUUACUGUGACAUCACUUUGGUGAUGCUGAAUGUGAGAAUGACUGCAGGAACCAAGGGAUGGAGGGGGGGGAAGGGGGGGUGAUGCUGGAUAAGUGUGGUAACCGCCUCCUCUGGACCACCAAUUCACUCCAUACAGAAAACAUGCAAGAGAUGGAAAGGAGAGGAGGGUAGAAACAAACAAGACAAUCAAUUGUAAUGAAUCGUCUACUGAGUCCACUAGAUGGAGCAAGCUCUAAUUCUCUUAUAUUUUAUUAGUGUUUCAAGGCAGAACAAAAAAAAAAAAGAUUGUCUUGUCUGAAUUCUGUAAUUAGCAGGACAGAAAGCAGCAAGGGGUGAAAACUGUGUGUGGGGACUGCACUACCCCCUCUGCCUGCUGCGAAAUCCUGACAUCUCAAUGAAAGCUGUCAUCUGACAGCUUAGGAUAAAUGCAGAUCAAUCCAGGCAGCCCCAAGGCAAGUGCUAUGUGAUGCCCACCGCAUAUGGACCCUCAUCUACAGAAUGUUAAAACACACAAUGACUUCAUAGAGGAUUUCAUCUCCGUUAAUUAUCCCUUCAUUUUGGACUGAAGACUCUUGGGAAUUGAAAGGAAAUAAUUUUAAUUAUUACUGUCUUCAAAGUGUCACAUUUGUCCUCUCUGUAACUGGAAUCUCUAUGACCAUAAUGACUAACCAAGAAAAAUGGGUCAAUCUUAGCCCUGCAGAAUUUUCUCAGCUUCAAAAGUAUGCAGAAUAUUCAACCAAAAAGGUUAAAGAUGUCUUGGAGGAGUUCCAUGGCAAUGGGGUUCUGGCAAAGUAUAAUCCUGAAGAGAAGCAAGACAUUCUAAAGCAAACAAUUGACUUCGAAGGUUUCCAGCUAUUUAUGAAAACUUUUCUGGAGGCCGAGUUACCAGAUGAUUUCUGCAGACAUCUGUUUAUGUCUUUCAGUAACAGAUUCCAAAAUCCCAGCCCAUCACUCCAGAGUAGAACCCAGCUGCUCUCUGGAGGUCUUAGAAUGAAUUACAGAAGUAAUAGUUCGUCAAGAUCAUCUUCUCCUGUGUCUCUGAGACCUCCAGAAGUAAUUCAGCUUAAAGAUAUUGUUUGCUAUUUAUCUCUACUUGAAAGAGGAAGGCCAGAAGAUAAACUUGAAUUUAUGUUUCGACUCUAUGACACAGAUGGAAACGGAUAUUUGGACAGCACGGAACUAGAAUGUAUCAUCACACAGAUGAUGCACGUUGCUGAAUAUUUAGAAUGGGAUGUCACCGAGUUGUGUCCUAUACUACGGGAGAUGAUGGAAGAAAUCGAUUAUGACCACGAUGGCACUGUGUCACUAGAAGAAUGGAUUCAGGGAGGAAUGACAACAAUCCCAUUACUUGUUUUACUUGGCCUAGAAAACAAUGUGAAGGAUGAUGGUCAGCAUGUGUGGAGGCUGAAGCACUUUAACAAACCUGCCUACUGCAAUCUUUGCUUGAAUAUGCUGAUAGGACUAGGGAAACAAGGAUUAUGUUGCUCAUUCUGCAAGUAUACAGUUCAUGAACGCUGUGUGUCUCGAGCUCCUCCCUCUUGCAUCAAAACCUACGUUAAGUCAAAAAAAGACACAAAUGUAAUGCUUCAUUUCUGGGUGGAAGGGAAUUGCCCAACGAAAUGUGAUAAAUGUCAUAAAGCAAUCAAAUGUUACCAAGGCCUCACUGGACUUCAUUGUGUAUGGUGUCAAAUUACACUUCACAAUAAAUGUGCCUCUCAUCUUAAACCCGAAUGUGACUGUGGACCUCUGAAGGAUCACAUUUUACCUCCCACAGCUAUCUGUCCUGUUGUUCUGGAGAGACAAUCAACCGUGAAGAGGGAGAAGAACUGUUCUCAGCAAGGGAACAAAUCGGGAGAAAGGACAAAAAUGCAGAGAGCAAACUCAGUGACCGUUGAUGGACAAGGUCUACAGAUUACUCCAGUUCCAGGCACUCAUCCACUGCUGGUUUUUGUAAACCCAAAGAGUGGAGGGAAACAAGGUGAACGGAUACACAGAAAAUUUCAGUACCUUUUAAAUCCAAGACAGGUUUAUAGUCUUGCUGGUAUUGGGCCAAUGCCAGGAUUAAAUUUCUUUCGAGAUGUUCCAGAUUUCAAGGUUCUUGCAUGUGGUGGCGAUGGGACAGUCGGAUGGAUUCUAGAUUGCAUUGACAAGGCCAAUCUAACAAAACAACCUCCUGUGGCUAUCCUGCCUCUUGGUACAGGCAAUGAUUUGGCAAGAUGUCUGCAAUGGGGAGGAGGCUAUGAAGGGGAGAAUCUCAUGAAGUUUCUUAAAGAUAUUGAGAAUGCCUCAGUCGUUCAUCUUGACAGAUGGAAAAUUGAAGUUAUUCCAAAUGAUAAAGAUGAAAAAGGAGACCCAGUGCCUUACAGUAUUGUAAACAAUUACUUUUCCAUUGGAGUGGAUGCAUCAAUUGCCCACAGAUUUCACAUGAUGAGAGAAAAACACCCAGAGAAGUUCAACAGCAGAAUGAAGAAUAAGUUUUGGUACUUUGAAUUUGGCACUUCUGAAACAUUUUCGGCAACUUGCAAAAAAUUGCAUGAGGCAAUUGAAAUCGAAUGUGAUGGACUUCUGAUGGACCUUAGCAAUAUUUCUCUGGAGGGCAUUGCUAUCCUGAACAUCCCAAGCAUGCAUGGCGGGUCCAAUCUGUGGGGUGAAACCAAGAAGAGAAGAAGUAAUCGCCGAGCUGGGAAGAAGAAUUCAGACAAGAGGACAACAGUAACAGAUGCAAAAGAGUUAAAAUUUACAGUACAAGAUAUAAGUGACCAGCUAAUGGAAGUGGUUGGACUUGAAGGAGCCAUGGAAAUGGGGCAGAUUUACACAGGUCUUAAGAGUGCUGGGAGACGUCUUGCACAAUGCUCAUCUGUUGUGAUAAGGACCAGCAAGUCACUGCCAAUGCAGAUUGAUGGAGAACCAUGGAUGCAAACUCCAUGUACUAUCAAGAUUACUCACAAGAACCAAGCGCCCAUGCUGCUUGGACCUCCUCCAAAAAAUGGCCUCUUUACGUCUCUCAUCAAAGGAACAAAAAACAGAAACAAGGAAUAAGUGUCUCAAGAUCACAAA
Spea bombifrons (plains spadefoot toad) is the source of this 3094-nucleotide messenger RNA. RefSeq names its product diacylglycerol kinase beta (gene DGKB). NCBI's taxonomy places the organism in Eukaryota, Metazoa, Chordata, Amphibia, Anura, Pelobatidae. The record is from RefSeq and is a predicted model, not a curated record. Bases 689 to 3076 code for a protein of 795 amino acids. Gene Ontology annotation, molecular function: calcium ion binding; ATP-dependent diacylglycerol kinase activity. Gene Ontology annotation, biological process: diacylglycerol metabolic process; intracellular signal transduction; lipid phosphorylation. Gene Ontology annotation, cellular component: plasma membrane. The transcript is spliced from 25 exons.